Musca vetustissima is the source of this 711-nucleotide messenger RNA. RefSeq names its product chorion protein S38 (gene Cp38). NCBI's taxonomy places the organism in Eukaryota, Metazoa, Arthropoda, Insecta, Diptera, Muscidae. The coding region runs from base 1 to 711 and encodes 236 amino acids. The record is from RefSeq and is a predicted model, not a curated record. The transcript is spliced from 2 exons.
AUGCCAGUGGUGCCUUCCCUUGCUACAGCCAACACCGCCGAGUCAUCCGGUGCCUCCGGUGCCUAUGGCAGCAGCAAAAAUCUUCCUUAUGCCCCUCAAAAUACCAGAGGCAACAGUAUCAGUUCCUCCAUCACCUAUCCCAACAACAAGGGCGAGAUUCUGAUCCAUCGUCCAGCUGCCAUCAUUGUCAAACGCCCACCCACCCGUGUCGUUGUCAACCAUCCCCCACUAGUCGUUAAGCCCGCCCCAGUUGUGUUGCACAAACCCCCAGCAGUCGUGUUGCGCAAGGUCGUUGUCAAGCACCAUCCCCGCCCAGUCAAGGUUGAACCUGUGUACGUGAAUGUUGUCAAGCCCCCAGCAGAGAAAUAUUUCGUCAACGAGAAACAACAACAUUACAGUGCCCAACCCGCUGCCUUUACGCCCGUUAAUUUGGGACCAGCUGCCUUUGCCAAUGCUCCUGGUGCUUUCUCGCUCAACAAUGCUGCCUCCUUUGCGCCUCUGGGUGCUGGCGGUGCUGGUAAUGUCGCCGGUGGUGAUGCUGCUGCCGCCGCUGCUGCUGCUGCAGGUGGUGAUGCCUCCAACUCUGGUUACCAAUUGUUGUCCGGCAACAAUGGUUUGGCCGCUUUGGCCAGCCUUAAUGGUGGUGGUUAUGGUGGUGCCGCUGCUGCCCCUGCUCCCAGCUAUGGUGGUUCUUCCGCUCCUUCCUAUUAA